GACCCAUAUUUUCGAAUUCCCCGAUGAAGCUUCGCCCACAUUGCACUUGCACUGGCUCUCUGUUCAUCUGCUGGGAAACCAUUCUGUCUGAUGUUUUCUUUGUUAUAUGUUGAUGCCCAUUUUCAUAAAUGUGAAGUUCUAUUCUCUUUCUUCACGUUUUCUCAGCAACCAAAUGGAAAUGUGAUGUUUUUGGUGAGAGCAUUGUAAUGCUGAUUGCUGAGUAAUGGCUUGACACACAGUUAAGGUUUCCAGAGAGAGAUUGCCGGGGAUCUUUACUCCUGAAUCCGAGUUCUUUGUAGUUUUGUUCUCAGCAGAAUGUCGGUAACUCGUCUCUCUGGUUCACUGGCUUGUGAUAUUAAAGUUAAGAGAUGUGAAAGAAGAUCAGUUAAGAACGUGACGAUAAAGUAUUGGUCCAAAACCUCAAGGAAAGUGGGUCAUGAUCAUUGCUUUGUGGUGGGUGAUCCCAGAGGAUUGAGCAGCAUCAAUGUUGCCAGGCGUUGCGGGUUGAUUAGCGAGCAACAAACUUCAGAUUAUGAGUUGAGUGCUUCUAGCGAGAGAAUCUUCGAGCUUGCUGGGACACCUACAACCAGUGAAUCACGCCCACCUAGUGUCCAAACUGAGCUUAUAAUGCUUUCUUUACCGGCAAUUGCAGGACAAGCAAUUGAGCCCUUGGCACAACUGAUGGAAACUGCUUACAUUGGAAGAUUGGGUCCCCUGGAGUUGGCAUCAGCAGGUCUUUCUAUGUCUAUUUUCAACAUCAUAUCGAAGGUUUUCAAUAUUCCUCUCCUCAGUGUUGCAACAUCAUUUGUGGCUGAAGACAUAGCAAGGAAUGGAAGCAAGGGAUCUAAUUCAGGUCUUGAUGGAAUGGAUGAAAGAAAGCUGCUACCCUCUGUCUCUACUGCCUUGCUUUUAGCACUUGGAAUUGGUACCGUCGAGGCUUUGGCAAUGUACUUGGGAUCUGGAGUAUUUCUGAACAUGAUGGGCAUAUCAUCUGCUUCAUCCAUGCGCAUUCCAGCAGAACAAUUUCUUUCACUUAGAGCAAUUGGUGCUCCUGCAGUUGUUGUUUCUCUGGCCAUUCAAGGCAUCUUCCGUGGAUUUAAGGAUACAAAAACCCCUGUAUUAUGUCUAGGAAUUGGAAAUUUGGCAGCCGUAUUCUUAUUUCCUUUACUUAUGUACACUUUUCGCUUGGGUGUAACUGGUGCUGCCAUUUCUACUGUUGUUUCUCAAUACAUUGUCGCCUUUUUGAUGAUCUGGUAUCUUAACAAGAAGACUGUAUUAUCAUUUCCUAGUAUGGAAACUUUGCAUUUUGGUGGCUACCUGAAAUCUGGUGGGUUUCUUCUUGGGAGAACCCUAGCUGCUGUUUUGACUAUAACUUUGAGCACAUCAAUGGCUGCUCGUCUAGGGCCAUUAGCCAUGGCAGCUCAUCAGAUAUGCUUGCAAGUGUGGUUAUCUGUAUCUCUCCUUGCUGAUGCACAAGCAUCAGCUGGUCAGGCUCUUAUUGCAAGUUCUUUUGCUAAAGGUGAUUACGGCACCGUGAAAGAAAUUACUUACUUUGCUUUAAAGACGGGGCUAUUCACCGGCAUUUCCUUAGCUAUCAUAUUGGGCGUAUCUUUUGGUUCUUUAGCUACGCUGUUCACUAAUGAUUCUGAAGUAUUAGGAAUUGUUAGAUCUGGAUUGCUGUUUGUCAGUGCCAGUCAACCUAUCAACGCUCUGGCUUAUAUAUUUGAUGGUCUCCAUUAUGGCAUUUCAGACUUUUCAUAUGCCGCUUACUCUAUGAUGGCUGUGGGGGCAAUUUCUUCUGCAUUUUUGCUCUAUGCUCCCUCUGUAAUUGGUCUUUCGGGAGUUUGGUCUGGAUUAACACUUUUCAUGGGCCUGCGGACAGUGACUGGAUACAUGAGAUUAUUAUCAAAAAAUGGUCCAUGGUGGUUCUUGCAGGAGGACAUCCAAUCCACAAAUUUGAGAUUGCCAAGUGAGAUGAAGACCGUGAGGCCAAACCUGAUAUAGUAGGAGGUAAAUACAAUGGCUGAUGUACAGUUGAUGUUCCGGCACUCAGAUUUACACGUACACUACAUUCUUUUUCUACAUUCAUUUGAUAUGGUUUUAAAAUGUAUGGCUCUGAAACAUAGAUCAUAAGGAUUGAAAUAUUACUUGUUCAAUUUUUAUUUUA
Molecule: messenger RNA, 2167 nt
Organism: Alnus glutinosa
Lineage: Eukaryota; Viridiplantae; Streptophyta; Magnoliopsida; Fagales; Betulaceae
Product: protein DETOXIFICATION 45, chloroplastic-like
Exons: 16
Coding region: 316-2004 (562 amino acids)
Biological process (GO): transmembrane transport
Cellular component (GO): membrane
Molecular function (GO): antiporter activity; xenobiotic transmembrane transporter activity
Source: RefSeq, a predicted model, not a curated record